AUGGACUCAGAUUCAGUCAGAUCAGGCAAAAAGCGAGUGCCUCAGGAUGAGGAUGCAGUAUCCUCUAGCUUGGAAGUCGAUUCUCAAUCACUCAAAAAACAGCAUAUUUCAUCGAACGUUCCGGCCUGGGAGGCUCCAGUCUAUGAGGCUCCGGCCUGGGAUGAAUCUUGGGUAACCGGGAAAGCACCGCUAUCGUCUUCCAGUGGCGGUUAUGGGCGCAGUAUCAUCGCAGAAGAAGCUCCGCUUUCUCCGUGGAUUAGUGAAGGAAACAUAAUGCCAGCAAAGGUACCGAAGGAUGACGGUGCUUUUAUGAAGCACUUCUCGUCGGACGGUCAAAGUCCACUUUCUUUCGCUGCCUUGAAAGGGGACUUCAAGACGGUGAAGCUUUUGCUUGAUGCAGGCGUGGUUGCAAAUGAGGAAGAACGCUACAUAAUCAGUACUCUUCUCGCUCGGGCAGUUGACUAUGGAGAUUCCGAAGCCCCUUGGCUUCUCGCUGAUGGCCGCUCUAACGUGAGCCUACGACUAAGGGUUGGCAGCUUCGGUAGUCCUCUUGCUCUGGCAUGUGCGCUUUGGUCACCAGGAACUACAACAACGGUGGAAAUCUUACUGGAGGCAGGAGCAGAUAUUGAUAUGCAAUUGACAUCAGGAGAAUAUGGUAGUGCUCUCGCUGCGGCAUGUGCAGCAGGACGGUUUCUGGAAGAUAUGCCGCAUGGCAGUGCUCUGGCUGCGGCAUGUGCAGAUUGGUCUCCAAAGAUGACAAAAAAUUUCAUCGAAUUUCUACUGGAGGCAGGUGCAGAUGUUGAUAUGCAACUGUUAUCUGGGGAAUUCGGCAGUGCCCUCGCUGCAGCAUGUGCAGCAGGACGGUUGUCAAACGUGAAGCUUCUACUCCAGAGAGGAGCAGACAUCAAGCUACAACUGAAGUCUGGAAGAUAUGGUAGCGCUCUGGCUGCGGCAUGUUCAGCGGGGCAAGUUUCUGCAGUAGAGUUUCUACUUAAGAAAGGAGCACACGUUAAUGCACAGUUGUCUUCUGGAAUAUAUGGCAGUGCUCUGGCUGCGGCCUGUCUAAGUGUGUCACCGGGAAACACAGAUGUUAUAGAUAUUCUUAUGGAAGCAGGUGCAGAUAUUGAUCUGCAAUUGACAUCUGGGGAACAUGGAAGUGCUCUCGCUGCAGCAUGUGCCGCGCGAUCGGGGUCUAUGGUGAAGUACAUGCUCGACAAAGGUGCCAAUAUCAAUCUACAAUUGACGUCCGGAAGAUAUGGCAGUGCCCUUGCCAAUGCUCUUGCUAGGGAGAGAUUGGAUCACGUCGGUCUUUUGCUUUCCAGAGGAGCAGAUGCUUCGCUUCCUCUCUUGAUUGGAGAAUUCGGGGAUGCUAUGGCACUUGCAUUUGACUCGGAAAACCUUGAUACCAUCGAAUUACUCUUGCAAGCAGGGGCUUCGAUCGGCCCACUAGCAGAAGCGUUAAUCAGACAACCGCCGCAGAGUGGCACGCAUUUUGUCAAGAAUUUCGAAGCAAUGGGAAUGAAUUCCAACACAUUCGAGGCAAGAUAUCUACGACAAACAUUUCUAUGGUACCCUCCAACUACGAUGAGUGCUAUCCAGGACAAAAGUACUUGGUUAUUCGACUUUGGCGCGUUGAUCAGGACAGAGUAUACCGUGGAGUUCGACGCUCUCGGCCAUUUGAUUGAGAGAUUCUAUGGAGAAAUGGGCUUGAGGGUCCUACAAGGACUCGUUCAUGCAAUAUCACAUCAUGGGCAGUAUAGUAAGUUGCUGGGAGUGCAUCUUCGGGCAGUACUAAAUUUGUUCUUCUACAGUCGAUGGAUACAUGAGGCUCAAGGUCUCGCCAAUGAAUCUUGA
Messenger RNA from Penicillium maclennaniae, 1854 nucleotides. Its product is annotated as ankyrin repeat domain-containing protein. The transcript is spliced from 2 exons. Bases 1 to 1854 code for a protein of 617 amino acids. The record is from RefSeq and is a predicted model, not a curated record. Lineage: Eukaryota; Fungi; Ascomycota; Eurotiomycetes; Eurotiales; Aspergillaceae. Gene Ontology annotation, molecular function: protein binding.